Venturia canescens is the source of this 3186-nucleotide messenger RNA. It is a transcript of the gene Klp68D, whose product is annotated as kinesin-like protein 68D. Gene Ontology annotation, molecular function: microtubule binding; microtubule motor activity; ATP binding. Lineage: Eukaryota; Metazoa; Arthropoda; Insecta; Hymenoptera; Ichneumonidae. The transcript is spliced from 2 exons. Gene Ontology annotation, cellular component: microtubule associated complex. The coding region runs from base 558 to 2765 and encodes 735 amino acids. Gene Ontology annotation, biological process: mitotic spindle organization; microtubule-based movement; spindle elongation. The record is from RefSeq and is a predicted model, not a curated record.
AUGGAGAUAGACGACGAGAGGGUUGAAGUACCAACCGCGCGCGAGCAACUUGCACCUUGCACGAAUGCCUACAUUUAUGUGUUUACGUGUAUAUGCGUCACGUAUGUUUUGUACGAACGACCGGAACGACGUCGUGCGACAUUAUAUAUACCUACUACGAAAAACGGACAGCGCGAUUUUGACGUAACUCGAACCGAGAUAGUUUCACAAUUGAACAGUGUUUGUAUUUUCUCAUGAUAAUCAAUCCGAUGUCCUAUAACUGAAAAUUGGUAAACUCAGUAACUAGAUAAACUAAUAACUAUCGAAUGAGGUUAAAAAAAAUCAAUCGAUAAGGGGUGUAUACCCGCCGGGAGGACGCGGUGGUCAAGGAGGGGCAAUGAGUCAAACAAUGGAUCAAUACACGUGUGGGAAUAACGUGUAUUGAGUAAUCAUCCCAAGACCCUGUUUAUUCGUUGUUACUUGGUGACUGAAUGAAAUAGAAAAUCAAACGAAUAGAUUCGCCAUCUGAAAAUUGUCUCUAACUCGGAGGAAAUCAAAUACUGCAUAGUAUUAGAAAAAUGGAGAAAUCAGAAAACCAAGGAAGUCGUGGCUCAAAGAGACGAAGUCGAGGAGCAGCGGUCUCGACGAAUACAGAAACUGGAACGCAGUGCGUACAAGUUGUGGUGCGGUGUCGUCCAAUGGAUGAGAAAGAGGCUGUGAGGGGUUAUUCCAGAGUGGUCGAAGUGGUGCCGUCGCGAGGAGUUGUCGAAAUAAGAAAUCCACGAGAAGACCCGAGCCGUGACAGUGUGAAGGUGUUCACAUUUGAUGCUGUGUACGAUUGGAAUUCGAACCAGGCUGAAUUGUACGAAGAAACAGUUCGACCGUUGGUCUCGUCGGUGUUGGAUGGAUUUAACGGUACGAUAUUUGCUUAUGGCCAAACAGGAACAGGAAAAACGUAUACGAUGGAAGGAACGAAAAAUGACGCGGAACGUCGUGGAAUAAUACCUCGAAGCUUUGAGCAUAUAUUCAAUCACAUAGGACGUUCGGAGAACAUGCAGUAUCUCGUUAGAGCGAGUUACUUGGAGAUUUAUCAAGAGGAAAUACGAGACUUGCUGCAUCCAGAUCAGACUUUACGUUUCGAGCUGAAAGAAAAGCCUGAAAGUGGCGUUUUUGUGAAAGAUCUUUCAUCGGCGGUGUGCAAGAGCGCAAGUGAAAUACAGCAGUUGAUGAGAACUGGUAAUCAGAAUCGUACGAUAGGAGCGACAAAUAUGAACGAGCACAGCUCUCGUUCGCACGCAAUAUUUUUAAUAACGAUUGAAAUGAGUUCAAUGGGCGACGAAGCAGGUGGAAUAAGAGUAGGACGUUUGAAUUUGGUUGAUCUCGCUGGUAGCGAGAGACAAAGCAAAACUGGAUCUUCCGGUGAACGAUUGAAAGAAGCGAGUAAAAUAAACCUCAGCCUUUCCGCACUUGGCAACGUGAUAUCCGCACUGGUCGAUGGUAAAACGACCCAUGUACCUUACCGUGAUUCAAAGUUAACGAGACUCCUACAAGAUUCAUUGGGUGGCAAUUCCAAAACUAUCAUGGUCGCGAACAUCGGCCCGGCGUCUUACAAUUACGACGAAACAUUGACGACUCUCAGAUAUGCAAAUCGUGCAAAGAACAUAAAAAACAAACCGCGCAUCAACGAAGACCCCAAGGAUGCGCUAUUGCGACAAUACCAAGAAGAGAUAAGUCGUUUGAAGGAGAAAUUAGCGAUGAAAGGCCCAGGAGCUUCUCGAAAACGGGGAAAACAACGAGGAAAAAAAAUCAACGGUACCGAGGAUUAUCUCGAAUCCGAAUCAGAAGCCGAAGACAGCCGCGACGACAAUAGAAUCAGCGAAAAAGACAAAAAAUUAAUAGCCGAACAAAUAAAAGCUGAGAAACAGGAGACCGAGUGUCUCAUACAAAGAAUCACCGAUCUCGAGUCGAAAAUGUUAUGCGGUGGUAAAAAUAUCGUUGAUCAUACGAACGAACAACAAAGAGCCCUGGAACAACGGUCAGCUGAGAUUGCCGAGCGGAAGAAACGCGAAGUCGAGAUGCAACAAAAGUUAGAAGAUGAAGAAAUGACAACUAUUGGGGUGAGAGAAACGUAUACGACUUUGCAACAAGAAGUCGACGUUAAAUCACGAAAGCUGCGCAAAUGUUACGCUAAACUUCAAGUUUUGAAACAAGAGCUCGAGGACAUCAAUGAAGAAUUUAAUCGGGACCGAAGAGACCUUGAACAAACGCAACACGAAUUGAUGAAGGAACUCAAGCUCAAGUAUCUCAUUAUCGAUAAUUUUAUUCCUCACGAAGAUAAACACAAGAUAUUGUCGCGUAUUAGAUUCGACGACGACGAAGAUUGUUGGAUCGUCAAAGAAGCGACUCCCGAUACUGUCGAAACUAUCAAGAGACCGAUUUCUGUGCCCGAUUCACGACGUCCCGUCACCGAAUACGCAAAAAUCGCACUCGCUAUGGGUCGCGGCUAUCGCUAUGCCGGUGAAAAUAUUUUAAAUCUUGAAUUAGAUAUGCCUGCGCGAACGACUUUGGAUUAUCAAGGGCCAGCGAUCGCCCCGACCAUUCAAGCUGUUCUCGAAGAAGCUCUCAGGGACGAAGGCGAUAUUGACGUCGACGCCUCGAAUGCCAGACUACGACCGAAGCCUCGUAUUCCAUCGGCCAGAACGGCUACGAGGCCUAAAAGCGUUGGAAAAAUUCCUCAAAUACCAGCACCAGUUUAUCCAAAAACGAGGGGUCUCGUACCCAAGUAGAAUAAUAUUAUUUUAUACAGAGUUUACAUCGUUGGAACGGAAUUUAUCUUUUUCCAUAUUGCUUAACAUUUUUAUUUACCUUUAGGCACAUUUUUCUCAAUUCUAGCGGAUAGUAGAACCCAAUCAUGUUGAGUAUUUAAAAAUUCGAAAUUUGGAGAGGAAUCAUAUGUUUCGUGCAUUCCAACAAUGCAAACUUCGAUACCAUUACUUAAUAAACGAUGCUAAAACGUUGUACCAACUGUACAUAUAUCUAUUGUUAUCAGCGCGUAACUUCGAAUGCUUUAAUAUUUAUUUAUGUCUUUUUUUUUCUUCAUAGUACCAUUAUCUCGUUGUAGAUAUUUUUUUUUAAUUAUCAAUCUAGUCAAUGUCUCCAACGAAUGAUUAUUUCACCUAUCAAUAAACAAAUGUUUUGCCAUUCAAA